AUGAAGAUAGCCAAAGUGCCAAUGCUUCUGACCCUGGCCCUUUGCCUCAUACAAGAUGCUGCCAGUGAGGAUGAAAAUCAGGAAACGUGUGAUCAGUAUCGGGCAUUAAUGAAAAAUGGAAAAUUAUUUUGUUCCCAAGAUAAAAAACUUUUUCAGAGCCCUGAUGGAAUAGCCUUCAUCAACAGAUGUGCCACGUGCAAAAUGAUAUUGGAAAAAGACGCAAAAUCCCAGAAAAGGGCCGGCUAUUUAACAAGAGCCUCCCCGGCCACUGCCCCAGAAGAGUUGAAUUGUGAUGAUUUCAGGAAAGACGAGAGAAGUGGGGAUUUUAUGUGUACCUUCGAUAACGCAGCCCUUUGUGGCACAGACGGGAAAACCUACAGCAACAAAUGUGCGCUGUGUGCCGAGAACGCUAAAACCAGGUCCCAAGUUGGCAUAAAAAGUGAAGGGGAAUGUGAGACCAAUAAUCCAGAGCAGGAUGUAUGUAGUGCUUUUCGGCCUUAUGUGAAGGAUGGAAGACUUGAAUGCACAAGGGAACAUGAUCCAGUCCUUGGCCCUGAUGGCAAAACACAUGGCAAUAAGUGUGCCAUGUGUGCUGAGCUCUUCUUAAAAGAAGCUCAAGAAAACGCCAAAAGAGAAGGUGAAACCAGAAUUCGACGAAGUGCCGAAAAGGAUUUUUGUAAAGAAUAUGAAACCCAAGUGAGGAAUGGAAGACUUUAUUGUACACGGGAGAGUGACCCAAUUCGUGGCCCUGAUGGCAGGAUGCAUGGCAACAAAUGUGCCCUGUGUGCUGAAAUUUUCAAACAGCGUUUUUCAGAAGAAAAAAAUAAAGCACAUGAAAACCUAAGGAAGACUGAAGAAAAAGUCAAAGUUAAGAGAGAAAUUGAGAAACUCUGCAGUGAAUAUCAGGAUCGUGCAAAGAAUGGAAUACUUUUCUGUACCAGAGAAAAUGACCCUGUUCGUGGUCCAGAUGGGAAAAUGCAUGGAAACUUGUGUUCCAUGUGUCAAGCCUUCUACCAAGCAGAAGCUGAGGAAAAGAAAAAGGCUGAAGCAGAAGCAAGAAAUAAAAGAGAAUCUGAAAAAACACCCUUAUGUGGAGAGCUGUGCAGUGAAUACCUCAAGCUUGUGAGGAAUGGAAAACUCCCCCGCACGCGAGAGAACGACCCCAUCCAGGGCCCCGAUGGGAAAAUGUAUGGCAACACCUGCUCCAUGUGUGAGGUGUUCUUCCAAACAGAGGAAGAAGAAAAGAAAAAGAAGGAAAGUGAGUCAAGAAAUAAGAGAGAAUCUGAGAACACAGCUCCCUUUGAGGAAUUAUGCAGUGACUACCGCAAAUUAAGGAAGAAUGGCCAGCUUCUCUGCACUCGAGAGAACGACCCCAUCAAGGGCCCAGAUGGGAAAAUGCAUGGCAACACCUGCUCCAUGUGUGAGGCCUUCUUUCAGCAAGAAGAAAGAGCAAGAGCAAAGGCUAAAAGAGAAGCUACAAAGGAGCUCUGCAGUGAAUUUCGGAACCAAGUGAAGAAUGGAAUGCUUAUAUGCACCAGGGAGAAUGACCCUGUCCGCGGCCCUGAUGGCAAAAUGCACAGCAACAGGUGUGCCAUGUGUGCAAGCCUAUUCAAACUUGAAGAAGAAGAAGAGAAGAAAAAUAAUGGCAAGGAAGGAAAGGACAAAGCACAGGCUGAUAAAGUGAGAAGAGAAGCAGCACAGGAGCUGUGCCGUGAAUACCGUAACUCUGUGAGAAAUGGUCGACUCCCCUGCACCAAAGAGAACGACCCCGUUGAAGGCCCAGAUGGGAAAAUGCAUGGCAACACCUGCUCCAUGUGUGAGGCCUUCUUCCAGCAAGAAGCAAAAGAAAAAGAAGAAGCUGAAUCCAGAACAAAAGCUAAGAGAGAAGCUGAAAAGGAUACAUGCAGUGAAUUUCGGAGCCUUUUGCAAAAUGGAAAUCUUUUCUGCACACGAGAAAAUGAUCCCGUGCGUGGCCCAGAUGGCAAGACCCACGGGAACAAGUGUGCCAUGUGUAAAGCUGUCUUCCAGAAAGAAGAUGAAGAAAGAAAGAGAAAAGAAGAUGAAGGUCAGAGAAACGCGACGGGGCAUAGUUCCCACGGUGGUGGUGGCAGAGGAGGGAAAGCUCAGGACCAAUGCGCAGGGUAUCGGGACAAAACGCAAAAUGGAAAACUCAGUUGUACUCGGGAGCAUGAUCCUGUACGUGACGCUGCUGGCAAGUCGUACAACAAUAAGUGUACCAUGUGUAAAGAGAUACUGGAAAGAGAAGCCGAGGAAGAAAAUAAACAUUCUGGCUACAGAUCAAAUGGGACUGAAUCAGCAUCAGAAAAAGACACGUGUGAUGAGUUUAGAAGCCAAGUAAAAAACGGACAACUUAUCUGCACCCGAGAAAGUGACCCUGUCCAGGGUCUGGAUGGCAAGACACACGGCAAUAAGUGUGCGAUGUGUAAGGACAAACUGGAAAGGGAAGCAGCUGAAAGAAAAAAGAAAGAGCAGGACAACUUGAGAAACACAGGAGAAAAGAGCAAUGAAAACCAGGAUCAGUGCCAUGAAUUCCGGAAUAUGGUGAGAGAGGGGAAGUUUAUCUGCACCAGAGAAAACAACCCUGUUCAGGGUCCAGAUGGCAAGAUGCACAUCAACAAGUGUGCUAUGUGUCAGAGCAUCUUUGAGCGAGAAGCUAGUGAAAGAAAAAAGAAUGACGAAGAAAAAUCAAGUGCCAAGCCCUCAGAUGAUGCAAAGGACCCAGGAAGAAAAGUUCAGAAUGAAGUGGGGUUGGAAAUUUUAAAGUCUAGGCGUUCCUUGGCCUCCAUUGCCAGGAUAAGGGCAGACGAGUGCAGUAACUUUCGGCAGUACGUGAGGAAUGACCGGCUCAUGUGCACUCAAGAGAAUGACCCCGUGCGUGGUGCUGAUGGAAAAUUAUACAAAAACAAGUGCCACAUGUGCAGAACGAUCAUUCAAAAAGAAGCUUUGGAAAGGGCAAGAAUUCAAGAGAAAUCAUUCCACGUUAGAUCUAUGGACGAAAACAGCCCAACUUCCUCCACUUCUUUUCUGGAUUCUGAGAUGUGCAAACAUUACCGAGUAUUGCCCAAGAUGGGUUACCUUUGCCCAAAGAAUUUACAGCCUGUCUGUGGUGAUGAUGGCCAGACAUACAACAAUCCCUGCAUGCUCUGUCAUGAAAACCUAAUACGCCAAACUAAUACACACAUACGCAGUGAAGGGAGGUGUGAAAAGAACAGCACCCCAGAAACAACCCCUCUCGAUGUGCCAGCAUCUGACAAAUGGUGGAAGAAUUGGUGAAAGCCAGGAGGGAAAAUAUAUGCCCCAAUUCUGAAUCGCCUAACCCUCACCAUCUGUAUAGAGAAAGAAUUCUUCAGAGCCUGUCUUAUUUACUAUAGAAAAUAAUACAGAGCUGUUGGGGGAAUGGACUCACUGACUUCCAGUCUUUCCCGUCUCUUUCCUCCUAGAUUCUGUGAUCUGAGGGCACAGAGACAUCUCCAUCUGUCUGUGCUUGAAAACCUCCUGAUCACAAUGCUGUCUGUUCAAAUACUUGUUCAAUAAAAGUAAACCCAGCAGAACACCA
Messenger RNA from Leptonychotes weddellii (Weddell seal), 3577 nucleotides. It is a transcript of the gene SPINK5, whose product is annotated as serine peptidase inhibitor Kazal type 5. Gene Ontology annotation, molecular function: protein binding. The record is from RefSeq and is a predicted model, not a curated record. Lineage: Eukaryota; Metazoa; Chordata; Mammalia; Carnivora; Phocidae.